UAAGUACGUAAGGUACCUGUUCGCAUAGACAUGACCGUACAUAGAUACCUGUACCUGGCAUAGACGUGCAGUCGAUCAACUGGGUCACCCAGCAGCCACAGGGAAAGUGCACAUUCAACAAGGAAACAUUGAAGUAAACAUCGCUCACCACCGCCUUCCCCGCAAAGAAAUUACUAUUUUUUAUACUUUUUUGACGCGUUUCAAGUUCAAUUGCGACUCUUAUCGCCGCCUACCAACAUUUUAUUUAUUAUCUUCACAUCGACACUUAAUUGAUUGAUUACUUUUCUUCCUCAAACUUGCAACGCCUUAAACAGGCGACAACCCUCCCCGUUGCCAUGCCACCAAAAGCACAAGCGCAGCGGCGCAUGACGCAGGCGCAAAAUGAACAAGUCUUCGAUGUCGGCGUGGUUGGAAGAAAAACAGGUAUAACAUUAGCAGAGCGUGAGCGCGACGCACACGGCUUCGAAGCCGUGGACUCCCUUUUUUCUUCACCCGAAAAGGACAUCAACAAUGUCAGCAUUAAUGGCGCUAACGGACGGCAUCAUGCUGAAUCCGACGAGGAGGAGGAGCAAGAGAUGGAAAUAGACGACGAAUCUCAGAUGGGUCCAGCUACUAUCCUGAAGCAGAGACAGUCUCGCCCAUCGCUACCUCGCGCUCGAUCCCCUAUCAAGACGCAUCUACAGUCUCCAGCUCGCCAAAAUCCCCAUAUUGGUCUUGCCUCCUCACCUGCUCGCGGUUCCAUCGUGCCUGCGCGCGAACCUAACCCUCCUAAAUCUGUAAAUCGCAAGCUGGAUUUCUCCAAAGCAUCUUCGAUCAAAAUAAACCCUACAUCGAAGGGGCAGCCAAAGGUUAAUGGGACGAAACCUAGAAAUGGGAAGCUAACCAACGGCCGUUCCCGUGCUAAUGAUUCAGACGAAGAAGACGAGCCCAGGCCACGAGGCAACCGUAAUCAACCACAGGAACAGGAAGUCGAGGAAGAGGAACCGGACGAGCCAAUGGAUGUUCUCGAUGCUGGAAUUGACGAGGUAGAAAAUGCAAAUGACGACCAAGAUGACCCACCUAUAGAACCCGAGCCGGAGUUCGAGGAAGAGCAAGAGGAAGAGGAACAGCCUAUUCCGCAACCAAAAUCCCCUGAGCAGCCUAAGAAACGCAGAGGCCGUAAGCCGAAAUCACUUAUUGUGCAAGAAGAUGAGGGAGAGCCAUCAGUCUCUAAAGCAGUACUAGCAAGAACUAAAGAUGUCAACGAUGCACUCGUAAAAAAGAAGCAACGAGGCUGGCCAGCGAGGGCUUCAUCACCAAUAGAAGAAAACGAGCCUCCCAGGAAAGCCCAAAAGCGAAGACCAGAAAGGCAGUCUGGCAGUAGUGUCGAGGAAGAACAAGAACAAGAGACAGAGGAGAAUGCUAGCGAGAGAAAGACAAAGCGCCAGCGAACCGAAGAGAAAGAGAGCAAAGCUACUUCGUCGAAACCAAUCGCAACAAAGGAAAAGGGCAAACCUGGUCGGAAGCGCAAAUCUUCUGGGGUUGGCAUCGAGGAACCUGUGGUCCAGCGUGGUCCUCCGCUCCCCAAGGGCCGUGGGUUAGUUGCUCUACGCCGGGAAGGCGAAGAUAGUAUGCGAAUUACACGAUCGGGUCGACACUCGUAUGGCCCCCUGAAAUGGUGGCAGGGGGAGCACGCCGUACGAAGCGGUGUGGAUGUGUUCGAAGACAAAGGUCAAAAGUUUGUAAUGCCCGUUAUUCAGGGUGUUGUACGAGCCGAAGAACCUAAAGACCAACCAACGAGGAAACGUCGCGGUCGCCCCUCGAAGCAACGCGGCAGACCUGGGCGCCGCGUGUCCGCCAUACCCGAGGAAGAGGAGAUCGAGCGUGAUGAUUGGGAGUUCGAUCCGGGCCGCAUCGCGGGCGAGUGCCUUUACUGGAGGCCAGAGUACGAGACGGAGCCCGCAGACGAAGACCAGCUUGAAGUUACAGAGGAAGAGCUUGCCAUUUCCGAAGCGGCCAUCCAGUUGAAAGAUAUCAAGGACGCGACAUUCCGGUUCGCCAAGACUCUUACGCUCCCCUUCUUCGGCUCGGGUGUCGUGGAUAUGCCGCCCGGCUCGGAGAAGCGCACGAAGAAUUCGCGGAAGAUGCAGAUGGUGUUUUUCGUGCAUAAGGGGAGUGUUGAUGUUACGGUUGCGCAAACGGAGUUUCGGAUUGGCAUGGGUGGUAUGUGGUUUGUACCGAGAGGAAAUCACUACAGUAUCACGAAUAAUACCGACAAACCUGCACGCAUCUUCUUCGCUCAGGGCUGCGAGGUUUUAGUGCAAGGCGAAGGGGGAGACGCCGAGGAGACGCAGAUGGGCUAGAUCAACCGUCUUGAGAGGUAAUUUAUAUAUCUAACUCCCUUGCAAAUGUGCAGGUCGUUAUGAAUCAAGGGAAACGGAAAGGAUGGUUCGGGUUCCGAAGCUGGGUCAAAGGAAAGCUUCAAGUGUAUGCGGUCUUCUUGGAAAGCAUGACAUUGUCGGUAUUGUCGUCACCAUCACUACAGACCUAACUAGUCUACUUUGUUUCUGCCUGUUAUAUAUUCUACAACACUACCACCUUAGGUACCUAGGUACCUAGGUAGGUAGGUACU
Daldinia caldariorum is the source of this 2611-nucleotide messenger RNA. RefSeq names its product Mif2/CENP-C like-domain-containing protein. NCBI's taxonomy places the organism in Eukaryota, Fungi, Ascomycota, Sordariomycetes, Xylariales, Hypoxylaceae. Bases 336 to 2342 code for a protein of 668 amino acids. The transcript has 4 exons. Gene Ontology annotation, biological process: attachment of mitotic spindle microtubules to kinetochore; spindle attachment to meiosis I kinetochore; kinetochore assembly. Gene Ontology annotation, cellular component: kinetochore. Gene Ontology annotation, molecular function: centromeric DNA binding. The record is from RefSeq and is a predicted model, not a curated record.